UUCGGGUUUCGGACAUCAAGAUCCGACCCGUUAAGCACGCAGAGAGAGCAACGCUCGUCUCGCACGGGCGACGAGCCAACGCCAUCGAGAUCUCACUUCCCUCAUAAACCCCCCCUUCACCAACCCCCAUUGACCUCCAUUUCUAGGGUUUCUUCUCCGAUCUCUUCGCCUCCUGCUCGCCAUUGCUGAGCUCCAUCAUCACCUGAAGGUCAGUCUCUUCUCAAUCCACCAUCCAUCUUUCUAGGGUUUAUGAAUUGCAUUUCUAGAUGAUGUAAAUUAGUCCAAAAAUGGCGAGAAUUAGGUUUCCAAAACGCUAUUUGAUUGUGCUGUUGACCUUCAUCUGCACCAAUGUCUGCUAUGUUGAGCGAAUGGGGUUCUCCAUUGCUUACACUUUCGUUGCGGACGCCAUUGGCGUGGAUCAAUCGAGCAAGGGGGUUAUACUCUCUGCGUUCUAUUAUGGCUAUGUGAUGUCGCAAGUGCCUGGUGGAUGGGCGGCGCAGCGGUUGGGUGGGAGGCGCGUCUUGCUCUUGUCCUUUGUCUUGUGGUCCUUGACCUGUGCUUUGGUCCCUGUUGACCCUUCUAGGGUUGUGUUGCUUGUGAUUGCUCGUUUGCUUGUUGGAGUGGCGCAAGGCUUCAUCUUUCCUUCAAUUCAUACUGUUUUGGCACAAUGGGUGCCUCCUCAUGAGCGUUCUCGCUCCGUGUCAUUGACGAUGUCUGGGAUGUACCUCGGCGCGGCUGCAGGCAUGCUUUUGUUGCCAAGUUUGGUUAAGUUUAAUGGUCCCCGGUCUGUGUUCCUCGUCGAAGCGGCAUUAGGUGCUUUCUGGUCUGUUCUCUGGUAUAAGUAUGCUAGUGAUCCACCUCGUUCUGAUCAUCCCAAGGCCGCUGCUGCUGGUUUUGGAGACACCUAUUUACCGGUAUCAUCGGUGUUCAAAGAUAGCAAAGGGGUUGUUCAAAAGAUCAAAGCACAAAAUGGAGUUAGUUCUGUACAUGCUCCUAAAAUUCCAUGGAAGAAGAUAGUAUUCAGUUUGCCAAUUUGGGCAAUUGUGGUGAAUAACUUCACAUUUCAUUAUGCGUUGUAUGUAUUGAUGAAUUGGUUGCCGACCUAUUUUGAGCUCGGCUUGAAGCUCAGUCUGCAGGAUAUGGGGUCUUCGAAGAUGUUACCUUACUUGAACAUGGUCAUAUUUUCGAAUGUAGGUGGGGUGGCUGCUGAUCAUCUCAUAACAAAAAGGAUCUUAUCAGUGACUAAGACUCGCAAGCUUUUGAACACUGUUGGAUUCCUUAUUGCUGCAAUGGCUCUAAUGGCAGUCCCAUUGUUCCAAACUUCUGGUGGAACUGUUCUCUGUUCUUCAAUAUCUCUCGGGUUCUUGGCUCUAGGGAGAGCUGGAUUUGCCGUGAAUCACAUGGAUGUUGCUCCAAGAUAUGCAGGCAUUGUGAUGGGAGUUUCAAACACUGCAGGAACUUUAGCUGGUAUUGUCGGUGUUGGGCUCACCGGAAGGAUUCUGGACCAUGCUAAAGCAGCAAACAUGGAUCUCGCCGGCACCGAGAGUUGGAAACCUGUAUUCUUUAUCCCUGGAUACCUUUGCAUAUUUAGUUCUGUCAUUUUCUUAUUGUUUUCCACAGGAGAAAGGAUUCUUGAUUGAUGAUUGAUCAAAGAUUUCAAUUGGAAUUAUUUAAUGAACAACUUUACUCAUUCAAAGUUGAUCUUCCACCAAAUUGGGUGCAUUCGUGAGACAAUCUGCAUCUUUCUUUCAUUCAAAAGUUUUACUUGACACUCGCAGGUAUGUUAUUCUUAUGUGAUAUUGAGAUGCCAUUUUAUAGCUUGGCAGAAGUACAAUUUACUUGAACUUGAGUAUUCUUUGAUGCAUUUGUUUGCAUAGAGACAUGAUGCUGCUUUUCAAGUCUGUAUUUUUAUCAGUUCGGAAACAACACUGUUAUGCAUGCCCCUUACUUUUUUUUUAAUUUUUUUUUAUUUAUGUAUCAAAAUAAAAGUGAUAUGUAUGAUGUGUACAAUUUGUAAUGACUUGAUAGUUAUUGUAUCAUUUGGAAUUGUAUUA
Molecule: messenger RNA, 2054 nt
Organism: Dioscorea cayenensis subsp. rotundata (Guinea yam)
Lineage: Eukaryota; Viridiplantae; Streptophyta; Magnoliopsida; Dioscoreales; Dioscoreaceae
Product: probable anion transporter 6
Exons: 1
Coding region: 288-1640 (450 amino acids)
Biological process (GO): transmembrane transport
Molecular function (GO): transmembrane transporter activity
Source: RefSeq, a predicted model, not a curated record